AAGAAUUGAAAAAUGAACAGAAAAUAAAGAAAACGAAGCCCGAUCAAGUGGAAGCAAAACACAAGCAAAAAACGACGACGCGAUUUGGACAUUAAUUUUUCGUUCAACAUUAUCUACUUCAAAUCAAGUUGGAAACGAAAGUUUGCGUUUCUUAUCGUUUCCAGUAAAUGAUGAUAUUAGUGUGUUUUCUGUAACUGUUCCGGAGGAACGGAUCGCAUCGAAAGUGGUUAUCGGUUAUUGUUUUUUUUUUGAGCUCUUCAAAUACCGUUCGCGUGUGUCCCAUUUUUCUUUCGUAUUCGAUUGAUGUUAGAAAUUUGUAUUAUACCUGAUUGUUAUUAAAGCCUAUGUGGUGAUGAUAGUCUUAAUACAUUACUGAAAUUGCUAAAGUGAAUUGUAUUAUAAGACGAAUUACGUCGACUUCUAAGAAUUGAUGACUAACGCAAAUCGCCAUUAAAACAUUUAACAUAAGUACCUAUCAUCGAUCGAAGAAAGGACAUUCAUUAGUGGAAGAUUUUUAACGAGCGGAAUAAAAUUAUGUCUUCGCUUUCGGCUAGCGCUGAGAAUCUCUCCAGUGAUCAGAACAACGACGGUUCGUCAAUGUGUCUGGAAUUGGCACUGGAGGGCGAGCGCUUGUGCAAAUCUGGCGAUUGCCGCGCGGGUGUAGCAUUCUUCCAGGCGGCGAUCCAGGCAGGAACCGACGAUCUUCGCACAUUGAGUGCAAUCUACAGUCAACUGGGAAAUGCCUAUUUCUAUUUGGGUGACUAUACCAAAGCGAUGCAGUAUCACAAACAUGAUCUGACUUUGGCCCGCUCGAUGAACGACAAGCUUGGCGAAGCCAAAUCGUCCGGUAAUCUAGGAAACACUCUGAAAGUGAUGGGACGGUUUGAUGAAGCGGCCAUAUUCUGCCAGCGGCACCUUGCGAUCGCUCAAUCACUGGGGGAUCGUUUAUCUGAAGGACGGGCACUGUAUAAUCUAGGAAAUGUAUAUCAUGCCAAGGGAAAGCAGCUGGGACAGAAAGACCCAGGCGAUUUCUCCGACGAAGUAAAGGAGUCGCUUAUGCAAGCUGUUGACUAUUAUCAGCAAAAUUUAACACUAAUGAAGGACCUCGGCGAUCGAGGAGCUCAAGGACGAGCUUGCGGAAAUUUGGGAAACACGUAUUAUCUCUUGGGAAACUUUGAAACUGCCAUCGAACAUCAUCAGGAACGUCUGCGUAUUGCCAGAGAAUUCGGUGAUAAAGCAGCAGAAAGGCGAGCCAACAGUAAUCUAGGGAACUCACACAUUUUCCUGGGACAGUUCGAACAAGCAGCCAACCAUUACAAACGCACACUGACGCUAGCAAUGGAACUCGGCGAGCGUGCCGUGGAAGCGCAAGCUUGCUACAGUCUCGGAAAUACUUACACACUGUUGCGAGAUUUUCCGACGGCUAUUGAUUACCACCAACGGCACCUGGCGAUCGCCCAAGAGCUUGGCGAUAGAAUUGGUGAAGCACGAGCCUGUUGGAGUUUGGGAAAUGCUCACUCGUCGAUUGGCAAUCACGAAAAGGCCCUGCACUAUGCGAACUCUCACUACCUGCUAGCGAAGGAGCUCGGUGACAUGGUUGGUGAAAAUACUGCCAAAAUGAACAUAUCGGAUCUGCGGAAAAUACUCGGCUUGCCGGAACUACCGGUGGACAGUGCGUCCAUGGUGGCAAUUGACAAUGAUACUCUACAGGAAUUGACCAAUCAGAAUACUCAAAUCGGUGGCACGGGUUCCCAGGCUGGCGCUGGCAAGGGAGGUGUUGGUGGCUUAUUAUCUAAGCAACACCGCGUGCGGCGGCAGAGUAUGGAACAAUUGGAUUUGAUUAAGCUAACUCCGGAUGGUAAAAAGAUGGUAAAUGUGCAUGACAAACAGCUACCACAAUCGGCACUUGCACAACAGCAGCAACACAAGGGCAGCAACAAACAGGACGAAAACCUAUUCAAAAACAACGACGAAGACUUCUUCGAAUUGUUGACUCGGUCGCAGAGCAAACGAAUGGAUGACCAGCGUUGCACUUUAAAGUUGACUCACGCCGAGAGUGUCGAUUCCGCUAGGAAACCAUUGACACAGCACAACAGUAAUGCUGCGGUAGCCAAGGAGAACAGAAAUGCUCUUCUGGAAAUGAUCGCCGACUUUCAAUCAGAACGAAUGGAUGAACAACGAGCUUUGCUGCCAGGUCUGAAGCGAAUUUCGCUCAACAAUUCAAACAACGUUACAAACCGUCCAGCCGAUGUUAGUACAACAACCGGUAACAGUCAGGCACCACAGUCCCAGCAGCCGCCACCGUCCGACGGGAUAGGUACACCGCCGGAUGAUGCCUUCCUGGAUAUGCUUAUGCGAUGCCAGGGUUCUCGAAUCGAGGAACAGCGCUCGGAACUUCCAACACCAAACAUCACAAUGGACGCGGAGUCAAGUGACAGGCGUACGGCUACUGGCAAUUCUAACAGUGGAGCCACAGUUCCGGAUGAGGAUUUCUUUUCGCUUAUUAUGCGUCUUCAGGGAGGUCGCAUGGAAGAUCAACGAGCUACGGUACCUUUGCAUAGCAACAAUAACAACAACAACAACAAUCGCAGCACCAAUAACAACAACUUAAAUUAUAACAACAACAAUCACAACCACAACAACAAUAGUAACAACCAAGGAAAUAGUUCAACACAACCGAAUGGGAACGGAAGCAGUCAGAGCCAAAAUUCAUCGUACCGCGGCAAUGGUGGCGGUCGAGAACUCAAAUGAUUUUAUUCGUUCAAUCUAUAGAUAUCAGAAUAGUUCUUUCUGAAGUAAGCCGUACUGUAUAUUACGGUUGUUUCCAUUGUAAUUCGACAUAUGUGCAGUCACGCAUGUAUUCAGAAGCAUAACGAAGCUUGACCCAAGCUGACAGUACCGGCAAAAACGACGAUAUCAUACGAUAGUAAUUUGUCCGCGCCAUAUUUUUUUCCUAGUUGCGAGAGUGUGUGUGUGUUUAUGUAUUUUUAUGAAAUAUUAGUUGUAGGGAUGAUAUACGUUUGCAUACUUUUUAAACAAAAACCAUCCCUUCGAUAGAUUUGGGUAAAAUUCCAAUAGUUUAGUUUAUUUGCAUGCAAUUUACUAAUUUGUAAAUAAUAUAGAUUGUAAUAGUAAGACAUUCCUUCAUAUUUCACAUUGUAUCGUGCAGCAUUCUCAGAAGAGAACAUUGAAAAUAUAAGACUAACAAUCUAUCUGUUACAUGAUCUAACGAGUGUGAGAGAACUUUUUUCUCUUUUGUCUGCUUAAUAUAAUAUAAUCAAACAAUUAGAACGACCAAAAUAAAUCAUAACAAACAAGUGCAGUCGCUUUAAUUCCCUAGUACGGUAAUUCUAGCAAAUAAAAUUACCCUAAGUCUAGAACAAAAGCCAUUUAUCUAGAUACUAAGCCGUCGGAAACAAAACUCACAGAUGUCAGGUCAGGUGAAUUUGUAUAAUUUUGAAUCUGUUUGUUAGACAAGAAAUCGUGAAGUUGUUCUUCCGCGAAUUCUUAUUUAUUUGCAAUAUGUUUAUCUCUUAGUGAGGGUAAGAUUAAGAAAAGACCCAAUUACACAAGAAUACAAAUCUAGGCAUUUAAAAUUGCAUACUUUUAUUCUGCUAUCUAUUUAUAAGGCGAGAGUGUCAUCAAAUCUUCCAACCUUUAGAGCAAAUCACUUAUAUAAUAUAUACAAAAACUAAAACAAUACUAACAA
This is a messenger RNA of Malaya genurostris, 3709 nucleotides long. It is a transcript of the gene pins, whose product is annotated as G-protein-signaling modulator 2. Lineage: Eukaryota; Metazoa; Arthropoda; Insecta; Diptera; Culicidae. Gene Ontology annotation, molecular function: GTPase regulator activity; protein binding. The transcript is spliced from 7 exons. The record is from RefSeq and is a predicted model, not a curated record. Bases 535 to 2751 code for a protein of 738 amino acids.